GUGUCAAGUUUGUGGAUGAGCAAAGGGCUGAGCUAAUUCAGAGGGUGACCAUGGUGAUUCCCAUAGUAGAUGAACUGAUCCAGAGAAACAUGCUUCAGAAAGAAAUGUACAAUACGAUCCGUGAUGGCAGGCCCUGCCAGGAACAGAUGAGACUGCUUUACGAGGUACUAUGUUCAGGAGGAACAACGGUGAAAGCAGCCUUUUAUGAGAUUCUAUUUGAAAAACAAUCUCAUCUAGUCCAAGAUCUGGGUAAGAGGCACUGUAUAUGUUGUGUUUUUUAUUGACCAUUUGACUUUUAUAUGUUGCACAUAUUGUUUGUUUUAAAAUAUUUGUAGUGAACAAUAUUGUAACAUAUUCUAUUUGUGUAUAAAAGACUGAGAAACGGGUAAGGACAAUCUACUUGUAUCUGUCUGAUAUAAAGCCAGUGAGGAGCCCAUGGAGGGCCUCGUUCAAAUCUCACGGAGUCCCACUGUGGUGAACAGGCUGUCUGGGGUCCUGGUGAGAGCUGAGUGAAUGGGCGGGAUAAUAAGAACAAUACUAAUUAUUAUUAUUAUUAUUACACAUUUUCAGAAAGCGACAAAAAUACAUAAUUAUUAUUAUUAUCGUGUAUUGUGUCGCUUUCUGGAAAUGUGUCUUACACAUUAACAUCCCAAUACAACAGCAUCACCACAUAAAGUACAUAAAUACAUACACCAAUGUAAAUCACAAACAAUAUUACAACAAAAACAUCACAAGUGGAUACAAUUCAUGGAAUAAGUUAUAGUUCCUACAGUUUAGUUCAUGGGAGGGGGAGGGUGUUGUUGGGCAGAGUUAUUUGUUUAAUUAAAUUGGUUGUAAUGAACCACCCUCCUAUCUCUGUGUUUCCUAACAGCACUGUGCACAGGCAGCAGUGGAGGACAGUGAGGAGCUGUCAAAGAUGAAGGUUGUUUCACCUCCUGAACCCAAUACCAGAGAGGAGUUCUUGAAAUGUGAGUAAAUAUCAAGGCAGGAACUCUGUCCUUCUACAGUGUCUCUGACACAAUGACCCUCCUCCACAGAGUCCAGACCACAUUCACUCAGCCCCUCUACCCUGGAUUCUGGGUUGGUCCUGGUUAUGGAUAAUCUCUGAAGAUACUGACACCAAUUUAGUAAAGAAACAUAAAGUUGUAUCUACACUCAUUGACUUUCAGUGUGUUCAUAAAUAUCAUACAGUCUUUUUCAGCCUGACACAAUAACAUAAUCAUUUUAUGAAAACAGUAAUACAAUCUACUAGUGAGUGCACUAUUGAGAAGAUGCAGUCCAUUUCACUGAAAGGGAUUUACUAUUAAUGUUAGACACCAGCUUUAUACAAGCUCCAUUGACAAUGAGUUGUUUGCAUUGUUUGUUGAAAUAAAUUAUAUGCAAUCUGAUGUAGCUCAUGGAAUGGAUGUUUCUUUUGUAAUAUAUGUUUUGUUGAGUUGAUUGUUAAAUGGCUGUCGGUCCACAGUCACAGAGCUUUGACUUGAAUCGGUAUGGCUGUUCUAGUAAAUCUCAUUCAAUCUCAAAAUUACAAUGCAUUAUAAGAAAGUUCUCUCUUUCUAUGUCUCUGACAGACCACUUAUAUCCCCUCUGCUGGCCAGACCUGGUAUCUGAUAUGUGAGUUCACAGAUCCGGGAAGUGAAAUGUUAUAUAGGUCAGUGGGAGCCACUCCUAAGCCUACUCCUCAGCACGAAUAGAAACAAACCUUAUCUCGUCAGCUCAGCCUGCUUGUGUUUCAAAAUGGCAGAGGCCAUGGACUCGAUCAGUUGUUUAAUCUGUUUGGAGAUACUGAAGGAUCCAGUGACUAUUCCCUGUGGACACAGCUACUGUAUGGACUGUAUUAAAGGCUACUGGGAUCAGGAUGUCCAGAAGCUUCUCUGCAGCUGCCCCCAGUGCAGACAGACCUUCACCCCAAGGCCCGUUCUGAACAAAAACACUAUCAUGGCAGAAUUGGUGGAAACAAUGACAGAAAUGAAGAUGCAGAAGGAGAGACUCAAGGUGAGUGUUGACCAUUCACAUGUAGCUUAUUGAUUUAGCAGAUUCCUAAACUAAAGCCAAUGAGGAGCCCAUGCAGGGCCUCAUUCAAAUACCACUGAGUCCCACUGUGGGGAAUAAGCUGUCUGGGGUUCUGGUGAGAGUUGAGUAAACGGGCACAUUAAUAUUAUUAAUAAUAAUACAAAUAAUAAAUAUUAUUUGUGCCUCUUUUUUUAUGUGUCUUGCAUGAUCUCAACAGCACAGCAUCAACAUAUUUAGUGCUUAAAAGGAUAGUUCACCCAAAUUACAAAAGUGCAUGUUGAUUUCCUUACCCUGUAAGCAGGCUAUGGACAAUGUAUGAUGGCAAUCUAUGCUUUGGUUUAGUUUCCCUAGCACUUUUUCCAUAUGCUAACAUUUUAGCAUUUGUGGCACAAAUCAUAUUCAAGUCAUGGUACCGAUAUUAGCAUUUUCUGCGCAUUAUGUUCAAAUCAUCUAUAAGUGACUUUGUUAAGUUUCACAAUCAAUUGUUCAUACUUUUGGAUGAUUUGGACAUGAUGCGUGAAAAAUGCUUCUAUCGGUACCAUGACUUGAAUGGUAUUUGUACCACUAAUACCAAAAGGUUAACGUUAGCAUUUGGAAACAGUGCCAGGGAAAUAAACCACAGCAUGGAUUGCUGUCAUACCUUGUCCAUAAACUGCUCACUACAGGGUUAGGAAAAGCAAUAUAUCGUUUUGUAAUUGGGGUAAACUAUCCAUUCCAAUAAAUACACCAAUGUAGAUCACAAACAAUAUUACAACAAAAACAUCACGUGGAUACAGUUUGUGGGAUAAGUUAUAGUUCCUACAGUUCAGUUCAUGGGAGGGGGGAGGGUGUUGUUGGGCAGAGUUAUUUGUUUAAUUAAAUUGGUUGUAAUGAACCCACCUCCUCUCUCUGUGUUUCCUAACAGCACUGUGCACAGGCAGCAGUGGAGGACAGUGAGGAGCUGUCAAAGAUGAAGGUUGUUUCACCUCCUGAACCCAAUACCAGAGAUGAGUUCUUGAAAUGUGAGUAAAUAUCUACACACAACUUUAAAUACGGUUUCACUAGCCUGCCUGACCCACACAACAAUGCGUGCAGGUUUACAGACACACACAAACACAAUGUUUUAUUUCAAAAUUAUUUCAGAUUCCUGCCAGCUCACAUUGGACCCCAACACAGCUAAUAUAUAUCUGCAUCUGUCUGAGGGGAACAGGAAGCUGACCAGGAGUGAAAAUGCUGAGUCCUAUCUUCACCAUCCAGACAGAUUUAACUUCUAUUGCCAGCUGUUGUGUAAAGAAGCUUUGUCUGGAACCUGCUACUGGGAGGUAGAAAGGAGUGGGAGCAAGUGUAAAGUUGCCGUGUCUUAUAAAGGGAUCGGCAGGAUAGGAAACGGAGUGGAUGUUAGCUUUGGACGCAAUUAUCAGUCCUGGGCUUUGGUCUGUGAUCCGUCUAGCUGCUCUUUCAGGCACAAUAAUAUCAGUACUGAUAUCCUUACCCCCUGCUCCUCCAGAAUAGGAGUGUACCUGAACCACAAGGCAGGAACUCUGUCCUUCUACAGUGUCUCUGACACAAUGACCCUCCUCCACAGAGUCCAGACCACAUUCACUCAGCCCCUCUACCCUGGAUUCUGGGUUGGUCCUGGUUAUAGAUCAUCUCUGAAGAUAAUGACACCAAUGUAGUAAAUAAACAUAACGUUUUAUCUACACUCAUUGACUUUCAGUGUGUUCAUAAAUAUCAUACAAUCUUUUUCAGCCUGACACAAUAACAUAAUCAUUUUAUGAAAACAGUAAUACAAUCUACUAGUGAGUGCACUAUUGAGAAGAUACAGUCCAUUUCACUCAAAGGGAUUUACUCUGUUAGACAUCAGCUUUACACAAGCUCCAUUGACAAUGAGUUGUUUGCAUUGUUUGUUGAAAUAAAUUAUAUGCAAUCUGAUGUAGCUCAUUGAAUGGAUGUUUCUUUUGUAAUAUAUGUUUUGUUGAGUUGAUUGUUAAAUGGCUGCUGGUCCACAGUCACAGAGCUUUGACUUGAAUCGGUAUGGCUGUUCUAGUAAAUCUCAUUCAAUCUCAAAAUUACAAUGCAUUAUAAGAAAGUUCUCUCUUUCUAUGUCUCUGACAGACCACUUAUAUCCCCUCUGCUGGCCAGACCUGGUAUCUGAUAUGUGAGUUCACAGAUCCGGGAAGUGAAAUGUUAUAUAGGUCAGUGGGAGCCACUCCUAAGCCUACUCCUCAGCACGAAUAGAAACAAACCUUAUCUCGUCAGCUCAGCCUGCUUGUGUUUCAAAAUGGCAGAGGCCAUGGACUCGAUCAGUUGUUUAAUCUGUUGGAGAUACUGAAGGAUCCAGUCACUAUUCCCUGUGGACACAGCUACUGUAUGGACUGUAUUAAAGGCUCCUCGGAUCAGGAUGUCCAGAAGCUUGUCUGCAGCUGCCCCCAGUGCAGACAGACCUUCACCCCAAGGCCCGUUCUGAACAAAAACACUAUCAUGGCAGAAUUGGUGGAAACAAUGAUGGAAAAAAAAUACGAAGAAGAAAAAGAAGAUGCAGAAGGUGAGACUCAAGGUGAGUGUUGACCAUUCACAUGUAGCUUAUUGAUUUAGCAGAUUCCUAAACUAAAGCCAAUGAGGAGCCCAUGCAGGGCCUCAUUCAAAUACCACUGAGUCCCACUGUGGGGAAUAAGCUGUCUGGGGUUCUGGUGAGAGUUGAGUAAACGGGCACGUUAAUAUUAUUAAUAAUAAUACAAAUUAUUAUUAUUAUUAUUUAUUUUUUAUGUGUCUUGCAUGAUCUCAACAGCACAGUAUCAACACAUUUAGUGCUUAAAUGGAUAGUUCACCCAAAAUACAAAAGUACAUGUUGAUUUCCUUACCCUGUAAGCAGGCUAUGGAGAAGGUAUGAUGGCAAUCCAUGCUUUGGUUUAGUUUCCCUAGCACUUUUUCCAUAUGCUAACUUUUUAGCAUUUGUGGAACAAAUCAUAUUCAAGUCAUGGUACCGUUAUUAGCAUUUUCCGCGCAUUAUGUUCAGAUGUUCAAUUAGUUGAGUUUCAAAAUCAAUUGUAGAUACCUUUGGAUGAUUUGGACAUGAUGCGUGAAAAAUGCUUAUAUCGGUACCAUGACUUGAAUGGGAUUUGUACCACUAAUACUAAAAGGUUAACGUUAGCAUUUGGAAACAGUAGUGCCAGGGAAAUAAAACCAAAGCAUGGAUUACUGUCAUACCAUGUCCAUAUACUGCUCACUACAGGGUUAGGAAAAGCAAUAUGUCAUUUUGUAAUUUGGGUAAACUAUCCAUUCCAAUUAUCCAUUCCAAUAAUUAGAUUUCAAGGCACACUUAACCAGCAUGGCUACCACAGCAUUCUGCAGCGAUACGCCAUCACAUCUGGUUUGGGAUUAGUGUAACUAUCAUUUGUUUUUCAACAGGACAAUGACCCAACAUACCUCCAGGCUGUGUAAGGGCUAUUUUACCAAGAAGGAGAGUGAUGGAGUCCUGCAUCAGAUGACCUGGCCUCCACAAUCCCCCGACCUCAACCCAAUUGAGAUGGUUUGGGAUAAGUCGGACCGCAGAGUAAAGGAAAAGCAGCCAACAAGUGCUCAGCAUAUGUGGGAACUCCUUCAAGACUGUUGGAAAAGCAUUCCAGGUGAAGCUGGUUGAGAGAAUGCCAAGAGUGUGCAACGCUGUCAUCAAGGCAAAGGGUGGCUAUUUGAAGAAUCUCAAAUAGAAAAUAUAUUUUGAUUUGUUUAACACUUUUUUUGGUUAAAACAUGAUUCCAUAUGUGUUAUUUAAUAGUUUUGAUGUCUUCACUAUUGUUCUACAAUGUAGAAAAUAGUAAAAAUAAAGAAAAACCCUUGAAUGAGUAGGUGUGUCCAAACUUUUGACUGGUACUGUACAUGUAUGGACAAGCAGUGACAGAGCAGCAUGGACUAAGAUACAGUAGAAUAGUAUAGAAUACAGUAUAUACAUAUACAUUUUUAUAGUGGAGAUCAAGUUUAUAAAGUGCCUGACUGGGUUGAUGAGACAGUGGAUUGCGCAGUCAGAUGGAACAGUGUAAAUAGGCAUUUUAAUGUCAGAUUUAGCUGGUUGUGACUUGUGGAAUUGCCACUGCUGGAAUGCGGUUUUAACCAAUCAGCAUUCAGGAUUAGACCCAACUGUUGUAUAAUAGGUAAAUAAGGCCUUGCAAUCAGCUUCGAAUGGUUUGAAAUUCAAAUGAUCACAAUCUACUGUCACAGAGAUUUGUUUAUACUGUCGUAGUAAAUAUAUAAUGUUAUAGCUUGGUCUGACUAAAAUCUUGUGCAUGACCCAUUUUGUGUUGGGCGUUUGUUUUCAAUCAAUGCUGUUCCUAUCCAAUAACAAUGGACAAAAGGGUCCUAUCUUGUCAGCCUUGUCAGCAGGUGGCCAAGGACAACACCCACGCCAUAGGUCUCUCAGUUCUUCCAACUCACGAGUUCUUGCUCUGAGGACACACACACACACACACACACACAUCAUCACUGAUAACACACACACACACACACACACACACAUCAUCACUGAUAACACACACACACACACACACACACACACACACACACAUCAUCACUGUUAAACACACACACACACACACACACACAAAAUCCCCUCUCUUUUAGGCUGAACAUUUGAAGACAGAGAACCCGACUCAGAGCCAAUGCAACAGUGACACUAGCCUGGAGGGGACCUCGCCCAACUCAUCAGGACCAAUCAGAAGAUCAGAACUACUAGAUUCAACCUACUUCAUUUAUUGCAUAAAAUGUCUGCACACAAUGUUUUCGGGGCUCUCUUCAGAUAGCUCCCUACGAGUUUGACGAACGAGUCCGUGCACGCUAUUCCAGAUAUCUUUACCUCUGAAUAAACUGCCUUAUAUUAUACCAUUAUCCACCUUGUCCAAAAGUCUCUACUUGGUCUCAGUUCUCCAGUAAACUUGUGAUCAUCAACAAAAUCUCAACAAUUCUCUUCCUGCACCACCUCCACUACCUUCGGUAUCUUGGGCUACUUGCUUCAUGCACAAGGUGAAUAUAAAAUACACUUUUAUUUUACUUUCUCGAUUGACAUAAUGAAACUUUUCAGAUGCUUUACAUUUGGAAAACUAUAAACAGAAAGCGUUUUGUCAUGGUCUGAUAAAACCAUGCAUAUAAAACGAAUUACUUUUCAUGGAUAGUUAAAUUGCGACAAAUGAUGGUGUAAACGGUGUUUUUCAAAUAAAUGAUGAUUGCCGAAUACUUUUGAAGAUAGGCCUAUGCGGGGCACAUGAUGUAGGUUAAUCACAUUACUGUAAGCUCCACUACACAUUUAAUUAUAAAUGCCUACUGCUUGCAAAAUAAUGUUUUUAUACUAAAAAUAAUAUUUAUUUGCAGGACAAGGAUUGUCCUGAAUUUCAAAAAUGCCUGAAUAGGGAGCAAUGGUAAUGGCGUCUUUUUGUAGGCACUAACUCCGCCAAGGUUCGUUGGACAAAGCCUAUGGGGAAAUUAAUGGGAGGUUUUUUUAGGGUUUUUGAAUAAACGCCCAAAAUAAGGUCUGUGGUAAACACAGGCUUAGUAGAUCUUAUAGGUUUUGUAGUGUACGAUAUAAUCUUCAUCAGCUAACGUCACCUUUUGUGAAUUUUUAAAAGCAUAUAAAGACUUCAUAAUUCAUAAAGGUCAUGUUAACUUAUUGAUAUUAUCUCAUAAAACAAAAGGUAUAAUAUCUCCUAAGCCUGUGUUAACCUCAGACCUUCUUUUCGGCGUCUAUCCCCAAAAUAUUAUUUCCCCAUUCAUUUUCUCCAUUGGAAUGGCUAAACGAACCAGAGGUAUCUCAUUUCCGGGUUUUAGGACACUUCAACCACUACAUUUUUAUUCGACACUCGUUUUUUGUGUUCGUUGUGACAUCAUUACCUACAGCUGUUUUCAUCGACACAAUAUGGUUCAGUGGACAAUUGUCGCAUCUAUUUUCUAUGCAAACUUUGUAAAUGUCGUCAAAAAAAUCACUGGGCAAGUUAAUGGAAACAUAGCUACUGACUAUCUUUAUGACUAAAACUCUUAAUGAAUAAACUGCGAUAGCAGCUGGGUAACUGUAUGGCUCCCCUAACUCGGGAUAAUUCCUCUUUCGUGUUAUAUUUAUGACAUUUUAGUAAUUUAGCAGACGCUCUUAUCCAGAGCGACAGUAGGCUAGUGAGUGCAUACAUUUACCACAAUGGAAUCGAACCCACAACCCUGGCGUUGCAAGCGCCACCAACUGAGGCAUACGGGACAGAUGAAAGAAAGAGGAUUUAGAGUCCUACAGUUACCCAGCUGCUACCUCUGUUUAUUUUACCUUUAGUUUAUAGUUUAUAAACGUCUCUUUGUCUCCCCCCUCUCUCAGAAUAAACUGCUGAUUCCAACCAUGAGUUCAGAAAAUGGUUAGGUGACAGUUUUUGGUAUCAACUGAGAUUAAGAGAAAGAACAAUAUAACAUUUGAUCCAUUCUCAAAAUUGGAACUAGAUGCUCCCGAAUUAAGUUCUCUCCAAGAUUUGCUGUAGUCUCAACAGUUAAAGCACUGGUUUAAAUCAUUCACAGAUUAUUAAAUUACCAUAAUAAAUUAGACCCAUAAUACCAAUAUUACAAAGUAUUAUUGUUAUUAUGACACUGACCGAUAUCUGCCAUGUUUGUCAAACAUUAGUGAAAACAAAACUUUAAAUGUACCACCCACCUUGUCUUACUAACUUAGGGUCAGAUUCACUGAGCAAUUAUUUACGAUUGGCUUAAUAACUUUACCUCUCUCUCUCUAACUGAAGGUGUCAAGUUUGUGGAUGAGCAAAGGGCUGAGCUAAUUCAGAGGGUGACCAUGGUGAUUCCCAUAGUAGAUGAACUGAUCCAGAGAAACAUGCUUCAGAAAGAAAUGUACAAUACGAUCCGUGAUGGCAGGCCCUGCCAGGAACAGAUGAGACUGCUUUACGAGGUACUAUGUUCAGGAGGAACAACGGUGAAAGCAGCCUUUUAUGAGAUUCUAUUUGGAAAACAACCUCAUCUAGUCCAAGAUCUGGGUAAGAGGCACUGUAUAUGUUAAGUGUUUUUUAUUUGACUUUUAUAUGUUGCACAUAUUGUUUGUUUUUAAAAUAUUUGUAGUGAACAAUAAUGUAACAUAUUUUAUUUGUGUAUAAAAGACUGAGAAACAGGUAAGGACAAUCUACUUGUAUCUGUCUGAUAUAAAGCCAGUGAGGAGCCCAUGGAGGGCCUCGUUCAAAUCUCACGGAGUCCCACUGUGGUGAACAGGCUGUCUGGGGUCCUGGUGAGAGCUGAGUGAAUGGGCGGGAUAAUAAGAACAAUACUAAUUAUUAUUAUUAUUAUUAUUAUUAUUAUUACACAUUUUCAGAAAGCGACAAAAAUACAUAAUUAUUAUUAUUAUCGUGUAUUGUGUCGCUUUCUGGAAAUGUGUCUUACACAUUAACAUCCCAAUACAACAGCAUCACCACAUAAAGUACAUAAAUACAUACACCAAUGUAAAUCACAAACAAUAUUACAACAAAAACAUCACAAGUGGAUACAAUUCAUGGAAUAAGUUAUAGUUCCUACAGUUUAGUUCAUGGGAGGGGGGAGGGUGUUGUUGGGCAGAGUUAUUUGUUUAAUUAAAUUGGUUGUAAUGAACCCCCCUCCUAUCUCUGUGUUUCCUAACAGCACUGUGCACAGGCAGCAGUGGAGGACAGUGAGGGGCUGUCAAAGAUGAAGGUUGUUUCACCUCCUGAACCCAAUACCAGAGAGGAGUUCUUGAAAUGUGAUUAAAUAUCUACACACAACUAUAAAUACGGUUUCACUAGCCUGUCUGACCCACACACAAAUGCGAGCAGGUAUACAGACACUCACAAACACAAUGUUUUAUUUCAAAAUUAUUUCAGAUUCCUGCCAGCUCACAUUGGACCCCAACACAGCUAAUAUAUAUCUGUGUCUGUCUGAGGGGAACAGGAAGCUGACCAGGAGUGAAAAUGCUGAGUCCUAUCUUCACCAUCCAGACAGAUUUAACUUCUAUUGCCAGCUGUUGUGUAAAGAAGCUUUGUCUGGAACCUGCUACUGGGAGGUAGAAAGGAGUGGGAGCAAGUGUAAAGUUGCCGUGUCUUAUAAAGGGAUCGGCAGGAUAGGAAACGGAGUGGAUGUUAGCUUUGGACGCAAUUAUCAGUCCUGGACUUUGGUCUGUGAUCCGUCUAGCUGCUCUUUCAGGCACAAUAAUAUCAGUACUGAUAUCCUUACCCCCUGCUCCUCCAGAGUAGGAGUGUACCUGAAACCCAAGGCAGGAACUCUGUCCUUCUACAGUGUCUCUGACACAAUGACCCUCCUCCACAGAGUCCAGACCACAUUCACUCAGCCCCACUACCCUGGAUUCUGGGUUGGUCCUGGUUAUGGAUAAUCUCUGAAGAUACUGACACCAAUGUAGUAAUGUGUACAUAAACAUCAUGCAAUCUAUUUCAGCCUGACACACUUAACAUCAUUAUUUUAUGAUAACAGCAGGGGCGGUGUGUUCAAUAGGGCGAUAUGGGCGACGCACUGCCAAACGGGAAAAGGAAGGGAUUUUUUUUCUAAUCAAUUAUAUCACGGCAACAGUAGUUAUCAGUGUUGUAAUCUAGACGUCUGAUCUGCCACAGUGCCACACUGCCACUAAAUGUCCAAUCAGGCUAAAGUCGUGCUUCAAAUGGCCCCCCCCCCUUUUGGGGCGAUUUCAGUCAGGUUGAAAAUCGCCCAGAAGUCUGUCAUAGACUCCCAUGUAAAAUCUAUUUUUUUCAAAUUUCAGAGCUUUCAAUACAAUCUCUAUGGGUUUCUGAGGGCUUGCACUUACGCGCUGUGGUGUUAUUUUAUGUAUCAUGAAGGCAAGUGUAGGCAAAGGUAAAAUAAUAAUAUUAGUAAUAAGCAUGGAUCUGUUGUAAAAUUGAAAAUCUAUAUGCCUUGGAGUGUUUAUGGAUUGAGAGCCAGUUGAAUUCAGAGCAGAGAUAAUUAUGUGUUUUUCAUGAAAACUUCUGCAGCUGGUUUAGGAAUGUGAAUGACGUGAUGGCUGUGGAGAUAGAAGUAACAAUGGAGCUAGUGUUUGCGUUUCUUUAUGUUUAUGACCUUAUGACCUGACACAUGGCCACAUGCACAUCAUCUCAGGGGCUGAGAGGAUGAUGAAUGAUAAAUGUUUUAUAAUGUAUUAUGAAAUGAUAAUGGUGAAACAGAAUGAACAUGUUUGAUAUUUUAUAAUCCAGAUAUAUGUUUAAAUAAUGAAUAUAGACAUUAAGGAUAUGAUGUGUUAUUUUACAGGGGUUUUUAAACUGAGGCCAUGGGGUUGUUCUAGACAUCUGGUUUGCAUUUACAUUAGUUUUUUAAGAAGGGGCUUUUGAGAAGGGGCCUAGGCACGCAGCCAAUAGAAUGAUCGAAUGAGAGGGUGGUACGAACUAAAAAAAAGUUAGGAAUGUUUGUACAUGUGGCUAUAAAAUUGAGCUCUUGGCGAAAAAGGGACAGUCUUUGUCUCUUUGGAGAAAGGCUCGGCUUUGUUUUUUAAAUAAAGUCUAAAUUCUUAAAUUCACAGGCUCUGAUGUCUUGAGAGAUAUUUUUGAGUUAAUUAUCUAGUCAAAUGUUUCUACAACAGCGCUUUCGUCAUACGUAACGUAACCAUGAACGUAACUAAGAAAAGAGCGGGUAGCAGCAUCAAUCAAUUCACGUACUACUAUCAAGAUGGCUAUAGCGUUCAGUGCAACUCGAUUGUCUCUUUGAAAGAAGUUCACAUCAAAGAGACAACCACAAAGUGCAGGAGCGCUUUUUUGAGUUCCUUCCCAUCUCGGAAUCAACCUCAGUCUCAAUCGCCAGUGUGCUUUUGGAGAGACUGAACGGUCUUUUUGCCGACGACGUGAAAGUCAAACUCAUUGCGCAAGCUUACGAUGGAGCCAGUGUGAUGAGGCGAGAGAAGGCAAAAGGUGCGUGAGCAUUUCAAGAAAGGCCAUUACGUGCAUUGCUAUGCGCAUCAGCUGAAUUUGAUCAUGCAGCAAGCUAAAAAGUAACUAGUAAACUAGUCCUCAGCAUGCCUGAUUUCAAUGAGAAAGUCAUUGACCGCUUUGCUGCAUUGAAAGAGAGAAGAGAACAGUUUCAGUACAAGUAAUGUAGCCUCUCUCUCUCUUUGUCCCUCCCUGUCUGUCUCUUUAACACACACACGCCCAAAUCAGUUCACAGUUGAUGUUGUUUAAAAUAGUUAUUUUUCAUUUUAAAAAAAGUAAACAAUUUUUUUUACAAAUCUAUACAAUUGGCCAGAAUAUGGUUGUUCAUAUUUACAAAGCCAUACAGAUAGCUGUGUUUACCUUUUCUAGAAAUUAUUUUCAAAUUCUGUUUUCAGGCAAAAUGUCUAUCACUGUUCAUUUUCACAAAUCUAUACAAGAGGGCAGAAUAUGGAAGUCUAUAAAAAUUUCUUAUUACCAAUGACUUGCAUCAAUGUUUUCAGUAGCCUCUAUCAAAAGCUCCUGCUUGCUCAGGUGCACAUAUUUCCAAUUCAACCAUGAGGCAUUUUUGAAGCAAGUAAUGUGUAUAUCAGUAUUGACUCAUAUGCUGCCCCUGUCUUCAUGUUGUUGCUGGACAUAUCUUUUUUAAAAUGUGUGUAGGUCACCUAAAUCAUCAGAAAAAUUGCCCCCCCUGAGAAUUUUUUCAGGAGCCGCCACUGGAUAACAGUAAUACAAACUACUGGUGAAUGCACAACAUGUGCACUACUGCUAAAAUUUUAACAGUCCACAGUCCAUUUCAGUGAAAGGGAUUGAUUAUAAUGUUAGACAUCAGCUUACACAAGGGCUUGCAUUCUUGGUUUCAUCAUUGAAAUAAAUUACAUGCAAUCUGAUGUGGCUCAUGGGAUGGUAUGUAUCUUUUUAAUGUCCAUUUUUUUGGGUGAUUGUUAAAUGGCUUCCGGUCGAACCAUCAUGGAAAGUUGACUUGAAUGGGUAUGGCUGUUCUAGUAAAUGUAAUUAUAUGGUUGACAAUCUCAAAAUUACAAUACAUUAUAAGAAAUGUCUCUCUCUCUCUAUGGCUAUGACAGACCACUUAUCCUCUCUGCUGGCCAGACCUGGUACCUGAUAUGCGAGUACACAGAUCCAGGAAGUGAAAUGUUAUAGGUCAGUGGAAGCCACUUCUACUCCUCAGCGCAAACAGUAAACAAAAUGUACACUAUGUGUACAUAACAUUAGGAACACCUUCCUAAUAUUUGCCCUCAGAACAGCCUCAAUUCGUUGGGAUGCUGGCCCAUGUUUACUCCAAUGCUUCCCACAGUUGUGUUAAAUUGGCUGGAUGUGCUUUGGAUGGUGGACCAAUCUUGAUACACACGGGAAACUGUUGAGCAUAAAAAACCCAGCAGCGUUGCAGUUCUUGGCACACUCAAACCGGUGCGCCUGUCACCUAUUACCAUAUCCUGUUCAAAUUCAAUUAAAUAUUUGGCCUUGCCCAUUCACCCUCUGAAUGGUACACAUACACAAUGCGUGUCUCAUUUGUCUCAAGGCUUAAAAAUCCUUCUUUAAUAAGGAUCAGACCCUUUUUUUCAAUUUUCACCUAAAAUGACAUACCCAAAUCUAACUGCCUGUAGCUCAGGACCUGAAGCAAGGAUAAGCAUAUUCUUGAUACCAUUUGAAAGGAAACACUUUGAAGUUUGUGGAGUUAAUGUAGGAGAAUAUAACACAUUAGAUCUGGUAAAAGAUAAUACAAACCAAAAAACAUGUUUUAUUUAUAUUUAUUUUUAAUCGUCUUUGAAAUGCAAGAGAGAGGCCACAAUAUAAUAAUGCAGUUUAGGCGCAAUUUUGGCCACUAGAUGGCAGCAGUGUGUAUACAAUGUUUCAGAUUGAUCCAGUGAAGCAUUGCAAUACUGGACUAUUUUGUAUAAAGUCUGCCCAAAUGUGCCAAAUUGGUUAAUUGAUCAAUUUUCAAGUACAUAACUAUAAAGUUAGUCGAGGUAAUAUGUACAUGUGGGUAGAGUUAAACUGUCUAUGCAUAGAUAAUAAACAGAGUAGCAGCAGCGUAAAAGAGGGGGUGGGGGGCAAUGCAAAUAGUCUGGGUAGCCAUGAUUAGCUGUUCAGGAGUCUUAUGGCUUGGGGGUAGAAGCUGUUAACCUCUUCAUCACUAGGCACCUGGCUAAAGUGCCUGCCUCGAAAAUGCAUGCCCAAAUUGAAUAGAGUAUAUCUCCAAAACGACAAGGGCUAUCAACAUAAUCUUGGUAGCAAAAGGUAACACAUGGGAGAUGUAUCUUGAAGUGAAAUAAUUAAUGUGGGUAUUACUGUGUCAGAGGACAUGAAGCUAGAACACAGCAUAAAUUGGGAGGUUUUGAUUCCGCCUGAAAGUAACUUCAGGUUUUAUAGGGAAUAAUUUAUUGGACUUAUGCAGCUGCGGCUAAACACUAUGGGACCAUAGCCCAAUAUCUGAUGAGUACUUAUGUGAAGUUUGAUGCCAAUAAAGUAAAGUAAACCAAAGUUGUAGGGGUUUUAGUUGAAGUAUGUUUAGGCGGAUUACCAAAUGGAGACAUUUGGGUAGAUUUGGGCACCAUCAGUGCCAUUUGACUUUUAUCACGUACCAGACAGCAAAAGGCAUUUAAUUUCACUAACAUACAGUGGGGGAAAAAAGUAUUUAGUCAGCCACCAAUUGUGCAAGUUCUCCCACUUAAAAAGAUGAGAGAGGCCUGUAAUUUUCAUCAUAGGUACACGUCAACUAUGACAGACAAAAUGAGGAAAAAAAAUCCAGAAAAUCACAUUGUAGGAUUUUUAAUGAAUUUAUUUGCAAAUUAUGGUGGAAAAUAAGUAUUUGGUCAAUAACAAAAGUUUCUCAAUACUUUGUUAUAUACCCUUUGUUGGCAAUGACACAGGUCAAACGUUUUCUGUAAGUCUUCACAAGGUUUUCACACACUGUUGCUGGUAUUUUGGCCCAUUCCUCCAUGCAGAUCUCCUCUAGAGCAGUGAUGUUUUGGGGCUGUCGCUGAGCAACACAGACUUUCAACUCCCUCCAAAGAUUUUCUAUGGGGUUGAGAUCUGGAGACUGGCUAGGCCACUCCAGGACCUUGAAAUGCUUCUUACGAAGCCACUCCUUCGUUGCCCGGGCGGUGUGUUUGGGAUCAUUGUCAUGCUGAAAGACCCAACCACGUUUCAUCUUCAAUGCCCUUGCUGAUGGAAGGAGGUUUUCACUCAAAAUCUCACGAUACAUGGCCCCAUUCAUUCUUUCCUUUACACGGAUCAGUCGUCCUGGUCCCUUUGCAGAAAAACAGCCCCAAAACAUGAUGUUUCCACCCCCAUGCUUCACAGUAGGUAUGGUGUUCUUUGGAUGCAACUCAGCAUUCUUUGUCCUCCAAACACGACGAGUUGAGUUUUUACCAAAAAGUUCUAUUUUGGUUUCAUCUGACCAUAUGACAUUCUCCCAAUCCUCUUCUGGAUCAUCCAAAUGCACUCUAGCAAACUUCAGACGGGCCUGGACAUGUACUGGCUUAAGCAAGGGGACACGUCUGGCACUGCAGGAUUUAAGUCCCUGGCGGCGUAGUGUGUUACUGAUGGUAGGCUUUGUUACUUUGGUCCCAGCUCUCUGCAGGUCAUUCACUAGGUUCCCCCGUGUGGUUCUGGGAUUUUUGGUCACCGUUCUUGUGAUAAUUUUGACCCCACGGGGUGAGAUCUUGCGUGGAGCCCCAGAUCGAGGGAGAUUAUCAGUGGUCUUGUAUGUCUUCCAUUUCCUAAUAAUUGCUCCCACAGUUGAUUUCUUCAAACCAAGCUGCUUACCUAUUGCAGAUUCAGUCUUUCCAGCCUGGUGCAGGUCUACAAUUUUGUUUCUGGUGUCCUUUGACAGCUCUUUGGUCUUGGCCAUAGUGGAGUUUGGAGUGUGACUGUUUGAGGUUGUGGACAGGUGUCUUUUAUACUGAUAACAAGUUCAAACAGGUGCCAUUAAUACAGGUAACGAGUGGAGGACAGAGGAGCCUCUUAAAGAAGAAGUUACAGGUCUGUGAGAGCCAGAAAUCUUGCUUGUUUGUAGGUGACCAAAUACUUAUUUUCCACCAUAAUUUGCAAAUAAAUUCAUAAAAAAUCCUACAAUGUGAUUUUCUGGAUUUUUUUCCCUCAUUUUGUCUGUCAUAGUUGAUGUGUACCUAUGAUGAAAAUGACAGGCUUCUCUCAUCUUUUUAAGUGGGAGAACUUGCACAAUUGGUGGCUGACUAAAUACUUUUUUCCCCCACUGUAUGUGUACAUUCCAUCAAAAUACAACUGUUUUGAUGUUGUUUCCCAUGUUCUCCCAGACCUCUAUACGUGUUCCCAUUGAAAUAAACAAUACAAUGGGAAAUUUUGACUCCAAACUGAGCAGAUUUAUUAGAAACUAUAAACAACAAAUUUAAAAACAAAAAUUACACACAUCCCAAAACUAUAAACAAUGAUAUGGUGUCCUUGGGUGGGUUGUCACACAAAAUGUAGACCCUUUUUUCUCUUCUAUUAUGCCACCUAUCUUCUUCUUCCUCCCCGACUCUUGGAGUGGCAAGCCUACCUCCACCACGCUGACUUGGAUGCGCUGACUUUGAGAAAGCUUUUCCUUUUCUUUUGGGUUGAGGGCUCUUUACAGGGGACUCAGUGUCCGAUGAAGACCGUGGCCGAGGGAGGGGAGCAG
Molecule: messenger RNA, 16560 nt
Organism: Coregonus sp. 'balchen'
Lineage: Eukaryota; Metazoa; Chordata; Actinopteri; Salmoniformes; Salmonidae
Source: the annotation of a GenBank genome assembly